Caenorhabditis sp. 36 PRJEB53466 is the source of this 2289-nucleotide messenger RNA. NCBI's taxonomy places the organism in Eukaryota, Metazoa, Nematoda, Chromadorea, Rhabditida, Rhabditidae. The record is from the annotation of a GenBank genome assembly.
AUGGUGGUAGGUAUCCGAGAAUCUUCUCAUCGCCUACCCAUUCCCUUCAGAACACAAAAAAGAAACCAAAAAGUGAGGACGUCAAGAAAGCGGUGAAAAAAACGCCGAAAAAGGGGUCAAAAGAGCCGGAGGAGCGGUCGAGAAAUGCAGAAGUGAAGAAGGAGAAAAAGCGGGAGAAGGAGGAAGUUUCGAAGGCGCCGCCCGUCGAGAAGAAGGAGAAGAAGAAGGAGAAAGAGGAGAAAUCGAGGAUUCCAGACGAAAAAGACAAGAAAAAGGGUGCACAGAGUUCGCCGACUUGUGAGCUAUCUCUUAAAAUCAGGGCUGGGCAAUUGGCCGGCCCGGGCUUUUCGUUGGCCGACCAUUGACCUGGACUUUUGAACCACUUGCAAUAUUCCGAUCGGACCCAAACUUUGCAGGCUUCUUUGACUUGGAUUGAGGGCCAUUGGGACCAAGUUUCAGCCCAAUCGGAUCGUCAGGUCCCGAGAUAUGUGGAUCAUUGGCCGAUUUUUUCCAAAAAGCCCGGGCUUCCGGCCAAUUUCGGCCAAUGAUCCACAUAUCUCGGGACCGGAUGAUCCGAUCGAGCUGAUACUUGGUCCCAGUAUGCGUCAACCCAUGUCCAAGAAGCCUGCAAAGUUUGGGUCCGAUCGGAAUAUUGCAAGUGGUUCAAAAGUCCAGGUCAAUGGUCGGCCAACGAAAAGCCCGGGCCGGCCAAUUGCCCAGCAUUGCUUAAAAUAGUCGAAAUACUGAAAAACCCCGGCAACGUUUAGUGUUGAACAAGAGGAAAUUCUGCAAAAAGUUCUACAACGACGAGUUGGAGGCCAAAAAGUUGAUGCGAGCGUUUGUGGGCCUCCGCACGCCGAACAAUUGUCUCGCCGAGGCGAUGAAAAAGCAUCCGGACAAGUGCAGGUACAGUAAUCCAGAGAGCAGUAGUCUCUCAAAACGUCUGGUUUCAAGACGUGCGCACGUCGACAAAGUGGGCUAUAGUAGUACAUUUUUAACAAUUCUAGACUUGGCUCUAACUUUGAAACUUACGACUACACAGUAAUCCUCCUCUAGAUACUCGGACAUUCUGUGCCCCGACGUGACUCGUGUGGUGCUCGCCGGUCGUCCGCCCGAAAACGAUUUCAUCCACGCGAACUGGAUGACGAUGCCCGACGGCUUUCGCUACAUUUCCGCGCAAGGACCGAUGGAAGAGACGACCGAGGACUUUUGGCACAUGGUUUUCACCGAAAAGUCGCCAGCGAUUGUCAUGAUUUGUGAUUGGGUCGAAGGUGGGCGGGAUUAUUGUAGAUCAGCAAGUGAUAUUGUUGGGUUCUGUCAGAUGGCAUCCAAAAAUGUACGCGCUACAUUCCGUUCGACGACUGCGAAUCGCGAGUGUUCGGCGCAUGGACCGUCAAUCGGAUCGGCGACUCUUCGAUGCCUUUCGAAGACGUUCGACUCCAGCUUUUCGAGAUUUUCGACAAGGAUAAGUAAGUAGUGCGCUCUGUUGAGAAUCUGGAGAAAAAAAUGAAACAUUUCUAGGCCAGACACCCGUCAUACCGUCAAACAUUUGCACUACCUCAACUGGCCCGACCACUCGGCGCCGCUCAGCUCCACGUCUGUUGUCAAGAUGAUCGCAAUGCUCAGGGAUCCUUCGGUACGGGACAUUUUGCGAAAAAUGUCCUACAAAGCGUCUUUUGCAGGUCUCGGGACCACCGGUCAUCCAUUGUUCGGCCGGAAUCGGACGCACUGCCACGUUUAUUGGUGAUUGGUUCUGUUUGAUGAAAAUGUGCUCCAACGCUCGUUGCAGGUGUGGAUUACGGUAGUCAACGAAUCGGACAGACUGGCUGGGUGGAAAUGCUCGAUUUGGUGCGGGAGAUGCGUCUGAUGCGCGACAAAGCCGUCCAAAGUCAUCGGCAAUUCAUGUUCAUGGUCAUUUGUAUCACCGAUUUGAUGGUUUCGGUAAGUUGCAGCAGUUGCAAAAUGUCCUUUGAGUUUUUGCGAAAUGUCCUUUGUCAGCAAGGCGUCGUUCGCAACGAGAACAUGGACGAUUUGGUGGAAUCGUACAAGGAAUUCAUGGCGGCGCGCAAAAAACGGGCGGCCGAAAAGAAGGAAAAGGAGAAGAAACCAGAGACGAAGCCGGUGGAGCCGGCCAAAAAAGAAGAGCCGCAACCCAAAAAAUCGGAGCUGAAACCGGUGGAAGCGGCCAAAAACGAAGAGCCGCAACCCAAAAAAUCGGAACUGAAACCUGUGAAAGAGGAGGGAAAGUCGAAGAUUGAAGAGCCGCCCAAAAAGUCGCAAAUCGACUAG